AUGGCAUUCUUUAUUAAAAAUAGUUUUAAGUCAUUAGCUCAAUCAUCAUGUAUUUCAAUAUCUAAACGUUAUCUAUCAAUUUCAUCGACACUACGCAAUCCCCAAACAACUACAGAGGCGGAAGACGAAUCACAACGAUCAUCCAUUGUGCGGAAGUCUUUCCAUGACAAUCUUGAUUCAGUUAGAAGCUUUGGUCAAUAUCUAGCGGAAUGUUUACCCAAAUAUGUUCAAAAAGUGCAGAUGACAGCUCAAGAUGAACUUGAAAUUCUUAUUGCUCCAUCAGGUAUUCGGCCUACAUUAUCAUUCUUAAGAGAUCACCAUAAUUCACAGUACACUAUUCUAGCCGACUUAACUGCUCUUGAUGUUCCUAGUCGACCGUAUCGAUUUGAACUAGUAUACAACUUAUUGUCUCUUCGAUUUAAUAAUCGUAUAAGAGUAAAAUCUUAUACAGAUGAAUUGACUCCAGUGGAUUCUGUAGUUUCUAUUUUUAAAGCCGCUAAUUGGUACGAGAGAGAAGUUUGGGAUAUGUUU
Molecule: messenger RNA, 531 nt
Organism: Cotesia congregata
Lineage: Eukaryota; Metazoa; Arthropoda; Insecta; Hymenoptera; Braconidae
Source: the annotation of a GenBank genome assembly